Messenger RNA from Labrus mixtus (cuckoo wrasse), 3043 nucleotides. It is a transcript of the gene uncx, whose product is annotated as UNC homeobox. The record is from RefSeq and is a predicted model, not a curated record. NCBI's taxonomy places the organism in Eukaryota, Metazoa, Chordata, Actinopteri, Labriformes, Labridae. Gene Ontology annotation, biological process: regulation of DNA-templated transcription. The transcript is spliced from 3 exons. Gene Ontology annotation, molecular function: sequence-specific double-stranded DNA binding; DNA-binding transcription factor activity, RNA polymerase II-specific. Bases 110 to 1597 code for a protein of 495 amino acids.
AGCUCAUCCCUCCCUUCACAUCAUGUCCCCUGCUCGUUGGCCACACUCGCUGCAUGCUUUUUAAAUUGCCAUCACUGGCCUCCAGACGUCGUUUCCUUCUGCCUGCGGGAUGAUGGACAGCAGGAUACUGGAUCCACCUCACGCCCAGUUCGGAGGCUCUCUCGGCGGGAUGGUGGGCUUCCCGUACCAUCUGAGCCACCAUCACGUUUACGAAUUAGCCGGGCAUCAACUUCAAUCUGCGUCCGCGGUCCCUUUCUCGAUAGACGGAUUACUUAAUGGUUCCUGCACGGCGUCGGUGGGUAAUUCCAACCCCCUCUUGUCUUCGGGUUGCGGCAUGAAUGGAGAUAAUCAGCACUACAAACUGUCAGACUCGGGGGACCCAGACAAAGAUAGUCCUGGUUGCAAGAGACGGAGAACUCGCACUAAUUUCACUGGUUGGCAGCUGGAGGAAUUAGAAAAGGCUUUUAAUGAGAGCCACUAUCCCGACGUUUUCAUGAGGGAGGCUCUGGCUCUGCGGCUGGACUUGAUAGAAUCAAGAGUUCAGGUGUGGUUUCAGAAUCGCAGAGCCAAGUGGAGGAAGAAGGAGAACACAAAGAAAGGUCCGGGUCGACCUGCCCAUAACGCCCACCCCACCACGUGCAGCGGGGAGCCCAUGGACCCGGAGGAGAUCGCGCGGAGGGAGCUGGACCGAAUGGAGAAGAAGAAACGCAAGCAGGAGCGCCGGCUGCUCAAGUCCCAGAACAAGCUGCUGUCCGGGGAUUUAUUUCACACCCCGGGUUCUGACAGCGACAGCGGGGUGUCGCACGUGACCGACAGUGACCACAACACGGGCCCGCCUUAUGACUCUGUGGGGGGAAGCCAAACGCAAUCGAGCUGCGACCUAACACCUCACUCUCUCCAGCUCCACAACCAAAGACAUUUGGAACAGGAUGCUGGCGGAUCCGAGCUGGACUCGGCCGAAGCCAGCCAUCGGUCCAGCCUGUGCUCCAACACCAACAACAGGGCCUCCGGGGUGCAGAAACUCAACCCCUUUAGCGUGGAGAGCCUCCUUUCGGACGCAAGACCGAGACGCAACCCCGCGGCCUUACCCUCCUCGCGGCCUUUGAUAGGGAAGGGACACUUCCUUCUUUAUCCCAUCACGCAGCCGCUUGGAUUCAUUGUUCCCCAAACUGCUCUGAAGACAGCAACCACGACAACACACAGUGACAGUGAACCCCCGGCAGAGAGAAACCAGUCCAGUGCGCGCUGCAGUGUCUCUGCGGGAUGUAGGAGCAGCUCGCCGGAGUCUGCAGACGCAGCGCAAAGGGGACAGGUGGGCUCAGAGGACAAGACCCGUUCAUCAUCAUCAUCAUCAUCAUCACCACACACCAGUCCUUCUACCCCCGCCUUUCCCACUUGCAAAAGUACUCACACCUCUGUUAUUUGCAGCGAUUCGACUUUCGCCCACGAACACAGUCCACAACUCGUAACGCCUGUCGAUGCAGACAGAAAAGAGCAUUUAGAGAACCAGGACCAGCUCUCUGUGGACCCCGAGUGCAGUGUCCUCGGUGACAGUCCGGCAGAAACAAAGACAGACUUUAAAGAAGACUUGGAAUAAUGCAUUGGGGGUUAAGAAAAAGGAGAAACAUACUGAUAAAGCCUCUAAAUAACACCUGACAUUUAGGCCAAAGCUUCACCUCAAACUAGCCUACAUCUUAAACUCUAAAAAUCUAGGUUUCCCCUCUCUGCUGAUUUGUUGACAAUGCUGUGCCCUCUCUCUCUCUUUCUCUCUCUCACUCUCUCUCCUCUUCUCUCUCUCUCUCUCUCUCUGCGUGUGUGUGAUUCAGGAGUCUCUAGAUAUCAUUUAAUGUGUGAUAACUUGUCAGAAAAACAACAACACAAGACCACGAGACCAACAAAAAUCCUCAAGAGCUGUAAAAAAAGGUAUUAUACUAUUUAUAUAUGUAAGUUUUUUCUUAAAUAAAUCUAUUGUAUACAAGCACCUGAAACCGUGUGAGACCUUAAAUAGCUGCACAUCCAGUGCAGGACUAGUGUACAGUAGGAAGGGCUUUUCUUAAGAAAUCUCAUGUUGUACUUUGUAUAUUGCCUUAACAAAUUUAUUCAUCUAUAAGCCCCCACUGAAAUGAGGUUACGAGCCUGAGGCGAAAAGGACCCGCUCGACUCCUGCAGAGUUUUGAUAUGAAAGUAAUUAUUUUCCCGGUGGCUACUGCAGGGGGAUUCAGUUUAUUUUAGCUCAAAGGGGGUUAUAAUACAUUACCGAUUUCUAGUGAUAUGAAAUCACAUAAACUUCCAAGAAUAAUAGAAUUAGCAUGAAAAGGCCUGGGUGUCAAAUUGAAAUAGGAAAAUAAUAGCCCCGGCAGCUGGGAGUGUGUGUGUUUGUGCAUAUUGGAUAGGAGAUGGGGAUUCGUGGGGAGGCAUUUUCAUGAGUUUUUUCCCCCCUCUCCCUCUUCUUCCUCUCCCUCUCUCUCCACUUUGUCAGGGCCCCCUUGUAGCAGGGCUAUAUUAAGAUAGAUGUUCGAUGAUAUCCCUCAUUGUUCUGUCGCUUUACAUUGAUGUUUCGGUGUUAUCAGCCUAUUGAUCACGCGUCGGCUGUAAUAGGACGGGCUGAGGAAAACGUGCCUAUUUACAAUAGCAGAACACAUUUGUUCUAAUAGGGCUGCGGGUCCCCAGGGAAGCCACGCGGGAUCUGGGACAUCUGCUCCCCUUUUGCAAUAUUAGCUGUGUUGACCACAAUAUCACGUCGACCCGAGGAGGAAAUGUCGAGUCUGCUGCGUGCGUUUAAUUCGCAAAUAAAAAAAAAUAUAUAUAGGCUGUAUAGGCUGUAUAAGAAGAAAGAAAUCAGACAAAAAUCCACCAGCUCUUUCUCCUCAGACCCUUGUUAAAAUCCACAACCCCUUUAUUGUUCUCCUUGGGUCUUGAUUUGCAAAUAAAUUGAAAAUAAUCAGAGGGGUGAGCUUUACGUCUGAGCCGGCGCAAAUGAAUUUCUGAGCCAGUGUCCCUUUCAAAAUAUUUACAUAAAUUUCCAGCCAUGCAGCUGUUUGCU